This is a messenger RNA of Electrophorus electricus (electric eel), 5526 nucleotides long. RefSeq names its product FYVE, RhoGEF and PH domain containing 6 (gene fgd6). Gene Ontology annotation, molecular function: guanyl-nucleotide exchange factor activity; metal ion binding. The record is from RefSeq and is a predicted model, not a curated record. Gene Ontology annotation, cellular component: cytoplasm. NCBI's taxonomy places the organism in Eukaryota, Metazoa, Chordata, Actinopteri, Gymnotiformes, Gymnotidae. Gene Ontology annotation, biological process: regulation of GTPase activity.
GAAACAGAGAGUCCUGAGAGCCGCCGUGUCCAAGUGGUGGAUAAAAGACUAGAUGGAAACGAAUUUAUCAUCAUUUGAAUCAUAGCUCGGUUAAAACGUGAAUGCCCAUGCGGCCUUUUUAUGUAAAUAGCGUAUUUAUUUCGUUUUAGGAACUUACAAUGGGAUAUCCUGAGCAUUCAGAUCUGAAGAAGUUCCCCUGAAAGCCACUCAUUCAUGGAGUAAAGGAGUCGUUUGGGGACCAUGAGUACAGGCAUGAAGAAGCCACCGCUUGCACCCAAACCCAGGCUGCUGUCUUCUCAAAAGCCAGCCCCACCACCCAUUGCCCCAAAACCUGAGAUCUUGCUUCCCUCUCCAGCUGCAUUAAAACGGGGUAAACCCGCUGUAGCCCCUAAGCCAUGCUUGGCCAGAGUGAGCCUCAAAGGCCCACAAAAGCCCCCUCCUCCUGCCUCGGCCAGCCUGGGGAAGCCCAAACAGAGCCCCAGCAACAUGCAGUGCUCCCAUGCUUCCAAAAACGGUGGUCCAUCGCACUUCUCGCAUUACAUCAUACCACCCCACACUGAGGAUCACCAUAUAGGCAAUGGCAAAUCCGGAAGCUCUGAAGAUACGAGUGAAACGGUGGAAGAUGAUGGGCUGAAAGCCAGAGCCAGCCCAACGGAGGACCUUGGUUGCAAUGGUGCAAAGGACCAUGGAGUGCAAACGCACACUCUGCCAGACUCCCCCAGUACUGCCCCAGAUGUCCGUGAAGAACCACGCAAGCACAAACACGCGCAAUUGCACAAAUUCGCUCCCACAUGUGUCCAGUCAUGUGCCCCAACAGAUGAAGCCGAUCAGAAGCAAGACCAACCUGUUGAAUGGGGUGAGCUUGGGACCUCCCACGUGCCGUUCACUCAUGCCAACAGCAUGCAGGUCGAUGUUUGUGUGCCCGCAGCCCCCAGCAAGCCCCUCCCAGUGCCCCAGCCUCGUCGUCCUCGAAGGGCCACACUUCUCCGUCAGAAGGUGGUGGAGGCUUCUCUGCCAGAAAUGCUCUGUGACCUCCCUGAUUUCCAGACUGAUGUCACCCAGAGGGACUGCGAAGUCGUUCAGGACAGCACGUUGCCGGUAACGUCCCAAAAUGCCAAACCGUCCUGUAUCCCCCUCUCAGACACUCCUCCAGCCUCCACACUGAACACGGAACCCGACACCAGUUUCUCCCACUGCUUAGGCCCCUCCCACAAUGCUGAGUCCACCUCUUGUGCGCACAACAGAGGUGUUGGCACUCACCCAGAGCCCACCCGUCAUUCCGAUCCAUCCGGUAGCGAAGCCUCUGUUUUUGGGGAUGCAGCUUCAGAGGAGGAGCUGCAACCACCCGCCCCUCCCCCUCGCCAAAUGUCCCUCCCUCAAAAAGAUCAUUUCACAUCAUCAUCUUUGGAUAACCUGCACCUGUCUGACCACACAGACCCCUGCUGCCUUGAGGAGAAUCUCGGCAAAGAAGAAGAGCAGGAUGAGGCUGACGGCGUGUAUGGCGAUUUUGCUCGUUACCCACUAACAAGGAGUUUACCCAAGCAAAUUAAGCUUGACUGCGGCCCUCAGCUCAUAACCAUGGUGUCGUCAUUGGAGGAGAGCUCUCCAAGGGUCGUUCCCAAGAAGCCGCAGAGACACAGCCUGCCCGCAUCCGCCCUGCUGAGGAAACAGAUCACGCCUCCCCAGACGCAAGCUCCCGCCCUGCUGCCACCUGACUCCAGCCCUGCCCCUUUCAGAGACCUCCCCACACCCCCUAAUGAGAAACCUCUGUCGCGACGCCUCGCCCUGCCGUCGCUCGCUCUGUUCGGCAAGCCACAGCCACGGGGAAUGGUCAAACAGAGGGCAAAGUCGUUCUCCUCGGCCGACCUGCUGUGCGCGGACCCUGCGGCGGGCAGCGAGCGGCUGGCACGCUCGGAGCAGGGCCGCCGCAGCCUGCGCAAGCUCCUGGAGCUGCGCUCGUGUGUACGCCUGCUCCCCAAGCUGCUGCGUGGCGGCACAUCCCUGGACUGCACAGGUGCCGACGCCGAGCGCACGGAACCCACGGCCGCCAACGCCGAAGUGGCCCCCGCUAACCGGGAUGGAACUCCUGGCGAGAGCAACUGCGGGGUUGAGUACGAGAACGUUCCGCUCUACGAGGAGAUCCCAGAAUACAUGAACCUGCCAUGGGUCUGCUGCUCUCAGGAUGCAGACACUGGAGUGUAUGAAAUACAGGAGCCGUAUAUAGUGCACAGGGCUCGGAUAAGCGGUGACCAUUCAGAGGAAGAGGAGGGGCUAAGCUCUAACGAGGAGGAUGAGAAUAGCUCCACUUCCAGCAAGGAAGAUAUGGACCAAUCAAAAAACAAAGAGGAGGUCGAGAAGGCAAAGAGGAAUAAAGUGGUUCACAUUGCCAUGGAGAUCAUGAGCUCAGAGAAAGUAUUUGUGGAUGUUCUGAAGUUGCUACACAUCGACUUCCGGGAUGCGGUUGCCAAGGCAACCCGGGCCAGUGGCAAGCCUGUGGUAGAGGAAAAGGUGCUGAAUCAGAUUCUCUACUACCUGCCUCAGCUCUAUGAGCUGAACAAAGACCUGCUGAGAGAGCUGGAGGAGAGAGUCGCACACUGGUCGGACCACCAGAGGCUAGCCGACAUCUUUGUGCAGAAGGGGCCAUACCUGAAGAUGUACUCUACAUACAUUCGAGAGUUCGACCAUAACGUGGCUCUCUUGGACGAACAGUGCCGGAAAAAUCCUUCUUUCGCGACAGUUGUGCGGCAGUUUGAGACGAGUCCCCGAUGUGCCAGUCUCGCUCUGAAACACUACCUUCUGAAACCAGUGCAGCGCAUUCCACAGUACCAGCUCCUGCUGACAGAUUAUUUGAAAAACCUUCCUGAAGACUCAUCUGACUACAAAGAUACACAAACUGCCCUUGGGGUGGUGAAAGAAGUUGCGAACCAUGCCAAUGACAUUAUGAAACAAGGGGAUAACUUUCAGAAGUUGAUGCAGGUUCAGUACAGUUUGAAUGGUCAUCAUGAAAUUGUGCAGCCAGGAAGGGUCUUCCUUAAGGAAGGCACUCUGAUGAAACUGUCUAGGAAGGUCAUGCAGCCCAGAAUGUUCUUCCUGUUUAAUGACAUUCUGUUGUACACCACUCCUGUGCAAUCUGGCCAGUAUAAACUCAACAGCAUGCUCUCCCUGGCUGGCAUGAAGGUGAGCAAGCCCAGUCAAGAAGCAUAUCAAAAUGAACUAAACAUCGAGAGUGUGGAACGUUCUUUCAUCCUGUCAGCCAGCUCUGCCACAGAGAGAGAUGAGUGGCUUGAAGCCAUUGCCACAGCGAUAGAUGACUACACCAGGAAGAAGAUCUCUUUUAUCUCCAGCCGAAGCCAAGAGUCUGAGGGCACAUCUGUUGAUGGUCCUCCACUGGGUUCGAAAGCUCCCAUCUGGAUCCCGGACCUCCGCACCACCAUGUGUAUGAUCUGCACCUGUGAGUUCACCCUCACCUGGAGACGCCAUCACUGCAGAGCCUGCGGCAAGGUUGUGUGUCAAGCAUGUUCAUCAAAUAAAUAUUACCUGGAAUACCUGAAGAAUCAGCUAGCGAGAGUGUGCGACCAGUGCUAUGCCAAACUACAGCAAAAAGAUAAAGGUGACUUAACCGGUGUGUCCAUUUCACCCAGUGGUCGAACCUCAGCGUUCUCCUUCUCUAGAAAACAGAAGAAGAUACCGUCAGCCCUCAAAGAGGUGUCUGCCAACACUGAGAAUUCCUCUAUGAGUGGCUAUCUGCAGAGAUCCAAAGGAAACAAGAAACCGUGGAAGAGGUUGUGGUUUGUCAUCAAGAAUAAAGUCCUCUACACCUAUGCUGCUAGUGAGGAUGUUGCAGCAUUAGAGAGCCAACCAUUGCUUGGCUUUUUCCUGCGAGAAGAGAAGUCUGGACCAGCGCAGAAGCUACAGUUUAAACUUUAUCACAAAAACACACUCUACUACAUCUUCAGAGCAGAGGAUAUCCCUACAGCUCAGAGAUGGAUUGAGGCAUUUCAGGAGGCCAUGAUUCUUUGACUAAUCUGGAAUGGUGCAAAAUGGUGACAUUUUGAUUUAGUGUCUUAUGCGAUUGACUACAUUGGAUUUAGGAAAUGUCUGAAAUGUCUGAAGUGUCUGAACUCAGAAGACAUGCAUUAUAUUAACAAAGGACUGAUACUGGUAGGCGUAGUUUUCAUCUUAAUAAGCAGCCUCACAAAGGCGAGCAGUUGGCAGAUAAACUUGGUAUCCAUUCAGGUAUCUUGUUGUGUCAGAAUGUAUUACCAGUAUUUAGUGUUAUCGUAGCCUUUUUCUCCUUUCAAAUGUUUUCCCUUUGGCAAGCAAAGUCCAACCCGUUUGAGAUCAAUCAUUUCUUCUUUUAACCAAGGGAUUUUAAUGAGAGUUGACAAGAUACGUCAUUAAAUAUGCCUGCCGUCAGCCAGAACUUCAUGCACAUAUAGCUUUGCCCACUGUUUAGAACAUACCAGUAACAUGCAGUGUGACAUUCUUGGUAUGUGUGGGGGAGGGGGGAGUUGGGUGUAAGGAGCAAGUGAGAGGAAGUGUCUAGUUUAAAGAUGUUCUAGGUUGUCUGGUAACCGAUCAAAUUAUCAGGUCACGGGUGGGGUCAAGUGUGAAUGGAAAUGUCACAUGAGAAAUGUUUGGUGCCUUUAGAUGGUGCCGUCCUGUGGCAGGGACAGAAUCUCUGUAUAUAUCUGCCAUGGUGCAUCAUGGGAAAUGUAGGGUGCUACUGUGAGAGCCAGUAGGUUUUUUUUUUGUUUUUAGUUUUUUUAAGAGACCUUAAACUGAAAGAUCAGAUUUUUAUUGUAUUUUUUUAAUCUUCUCUUUUGUAUAAAACAGGACUGACUCAAAAUAUUUACUGGGAAUAACUGGAUGUAAGUGUAAAUAUACUGUAUAUGGUAAUAUAAUGCAGGUGUAAUACAUAUGUAUUUAAAACAAUUUAGGAUAUGAACUCAAAUUUAAAAAUGUUGUAAUUUAACAAAGAAUUGCAGUUUUAACUGAGUUUGACUGAUUUAGGUUUACUGAUACAGAUCAUAGCAUUCUAAGCUGUGAAUACUCAGUUUAGUGAAAACUGCCUCACUCCGUCAUCAGGGAAAAUAACUCAUUUCUUUGCUUUUCAAAUUCCUCUGUGCAUAUUCUUCUGGAUUGGUCAGUUGUCAGUGAAAAUUUCUUGAUUCGUGUUAGCAAGAAAUUAAGUAAUUAUCAGUUCUUGCACACAAUUCUUGCAUAAAACAUAUUUAGUUGCUUUCCAAUUACUACACAUGGGGGUUGUCUAUAUUUAGACACCUGUGCUCAGACUAAUGUCGAAAUAUGUUGAAUUGUGGUGUUAAAUGUUUAAUGGGGCAAAAUGCAAAAGUGCACAGCACAUAUCACUUGACACAAAGAUUUACACGUUUUACUUACUUGUCACCUUCUCAGUUGGGGAUGUUUUUUAUAACUGUUAAUUGUGAUAACUCAACCAAUCAUAUGCCUCAGUGUCAGCUAUAGAUGUAAAGUAUCAGUUGAAAUAAAUAAUUUUAAUAAACCUCA